Molecule: messenger RNA, 1755 nt
Organism: Cucumis melo (muskmelon)
Lineage: Eukaryota; Viridiplantae; Streptophyta; Magnoliopsida; Cucurbitales; Cucurbitaceae
Exons: 7
Coding region: 220-1653 (477 amino acids)
Molecular function (GO): protein binding
Source: RefSeq, a predicted model, not a curated record
UUUUCCCGGCUCUUCUUCCAGAGCUAUUGUACUUCUUCGCUCUUGCUUCUUCCGGAGCAUUUCGCCAACCAUUAUCAUUCCUCUCACGAACUCCCACUCUCAUCAAAGUUCAAGUCAAUUCCUAUUAUCCCUUUCAUCUCCAACUCAACUUGAUUGUCCUGUCGUCAUGUUCGCCAAUUCGAGGGCAUUUGUAUACUCUGUUUAACCGAGCAUCGAUCAAUGGCGAGGCGUUGGGUCGUUUUGGCGGUCAUUUUCGCGGUUCUAUUUUGUGGGUUUUCUUCAGUUUCUGCUGUACCCACAAAAAUUGUUGCUGGGGCUUUGUCCAAGGCGGUUUCAGCUCUUGUGAAUUGGAUAUGGACGAUCACCUCGGCCUCUAAUACUGUGGUUUCUACCCGUUCCAUGAUUAAAUUUGAGAGGGGAUAUGUUGUUGAGACUUUGCUUGAUGGUAGUAAGAUGGGAAUUGAGCCUUACUCUGUGGGGGUAUCUCCUAGUGGGGAGCUUCUGAUUUUGGAUGCUGAAAAUAGUAAUGUUCACAAGAUCUCUAUGCCAGUUUCUCAAUUUUGCAGGCCCAAGCUGUUUGCAGGAUCAUCGGAAGGAUACUCUGGACAUGUAGAUGGAAAGCUAAGGGAUGCAAGAAUGAGCCAUCCAAGAGGCUUAACCGUGGAUCAAAGAGGAAAUAUUUACAUUGCCGAUACAAAGAACAAGGCUAUAAGAAAAAUUAGUGAUGCCGGAGUUACAACGAUAGCUGGUGGAAAAUGGAGGAAAAGUGGCCAUCUUGAUGGUCCAAGUGAAGAUUCGAAGUUCUCAAACGAUUUUGAUGUGGUUUAUGUAGGAAGUAGUUGCUCACUUCUGGUAGUCGACAGAGGAAACCAGGCAAUUCGGGAAAUUCAACUUCGCGCCGAGGAUUGUACUGAGUAUGAUGGUAGCUUCCUCCUAGGAAUGGCUCUGCUGACUGCUGCCAUGCUUUUGGGCUACAUGUUGGCACGUUUUCAAUUUCGAGUGUUGGCCACGUUUUCUUCUAAAAAUGAUUCAAGAGUUGGCUCGAGGAACAUUCCAUCAAUUCCUCCGUAUGGUAGGGUCGAGAAAUCAGUCAGGCGUCCAUUGAUUCCUAGUGAAGAGGAAGAAGAUAAUCAGCCAGAAGAGAAUAUCAUUUGUUCCCUUGGCAAGCUUUUCCUCAACACUGGUUCAUCCGCAGCUGAAAUCUUUGUGGCAUUGCUUCUUGGAGCUAGGAGAAAGGCGUCGGACUCACACAGCCGGGAGCAUUAUCAAGUAAACAAACAUGCACCGUCACGGUUUGGCGUGCAGGAAAACUUUGCAGCCUCAUAUGGCCGUGAAACGCUGGAAACAAUGACCAGGAAACCUUACUCUUGUUCAACAACCCGACUUGAAAGCGUCCAGCGUUACAAGCGCAUUUGGGGGGACAACGGUGGACGGGAAGAACAACCAUAUCCAUCCAGUCCAAAGAUGUUUUACAACAGGAGCAGUGAGAGAAAUGAGGUUGUGUUUGGGGAAGUACAGGAGGAAGAGCAACUGUGUGAACAAAAUAAAGAGAAAUGCUGUGUUGGUGGUGGUGGCUGUGUGGAAGGGAGAUCCUUCAGCAACAACAAACAUGAAAAUGCUUUUGUUACAGAAAAAAGGAGAAUAAGAGGUUAACAAUUGAUUGGUUUCUCAACAUGAGUUUUAUGGUGUUAUGAGUUUAUAAAUUCUUUUAUUAAAAACAAAAAGAAUAAAAGUUUAUAUAAAAAUUUACUUAAA